GGAGAGAAUAAUUGGGAGUGGAGAACAAUUCGACAAGCUCUAGAUAUUUCGUUUUUGUUCCUAUAAAUAGAUUCCUCGAAGCUCUCUGUUUCCUCAAGAGCCAGUAACAAACUCAAGAAAAAACAAGCAACAUCCGAAAAAAUCAACUGAAAAUGUCGAUGAUUCCGAGCUUCUUUGGAAACAACAGGCGUGGCAGCAGCAACAGCUUCUUCGAUCCGUUUUCUCUAGACGUUUGGGAUCCGUUCAAAGACUUUCCCUCGUCUCCUUCGUUUCCCCGGGAAAGCUCCGCGAUCGCGAACGCGCGCGUGGACUGGAGGGAGACUCCCGAGGCGCACGUGUUCAAGGCGGACUUGCCUGGGCUGAAGAAGGAGGAAGUGAAGGUCGAGGUCGAGGACAACAGCGUGCUGAAGAUCAGUGGUCAGAGGCACGUGGAGAAGGAGGAUAAGAGCGACACGUGGCACCGCGUGGAGAGGUCGAGCGGACAGUUCACGAGGAGGUUUAGGCUGCCGGAGAACGCGAAGAUGGAUCAGGUGAAGGCUGCGUUGGAGAACGGAGUUUUGACUGUGACGGUGCCUAAGGUAGAGACGGAGAAGGCUGAUGUCAGAUCAAUUCAGAUCUCUGGCUGAUUCACCGCAACCAUGGUUCGAGUUUUUUUAUGUGUGUUUGUGUGUUCCUUGUUCUGGUUUAACUGAGUGUGUCAUGUCCUGUCUGAAGUUGAAGGUUGCAAGUUUGAAAGAUGAUGUAUUUAUGCUAAAAUAUUCAAUAAAUAGUAUUUUAAAGCC
Raphanus sativus (radish) is the source of this 782-nucleotide messenger RNA. RefSeq names its product 17.6 kDa class I heat shock protein 2. The transcript has a single exon. The record is from RefSeq and is a predicted model, not a curated record. Lineage: Eukaryota; Viridiplantae; Streptophyta; Magnoliopsida; Brassicales; Brassicaceae. The coding region runs from base 153 to 626 and encodes 157 amino acids. Gene Ontology annotation, biological process: response to salt stress; protein complex oligomerization; response to heat.